Molecule: messenger RNA, 1075 nt
Organism: Musca vetustissima
Lineage: Eukaryota; Metazoa; Arthropoda; Insecta; Diptera; Muscidae
Gene: mldr
Product: mitochondrial ribonuclease P catalytic subunit
Exons: 3
Coding region: 10-1062 (350 amino acids)
Biological process (GO): mitochondrial tRNA 5'-end processing; tRNA 5'-leader removal
Cellular component (GO): mitochondrial ribonuclease P complex; mitochondrion
Molecular function (GO): ribonuclease P activity; protein binding
Source: RefSeq, a predicted model, not a curated record
GUUGAGCUUAUGGAAAUGAUGAAGUUAACUGCUGCACCUAGUUUACCAGUAUUCAAUGAGAUGAUAAUCAAAGCAUUUCGUAUGCAAGAUUUGGAAUUGGGCUGGAAGCUAUUACAGCAAAUGUUGGAAGAACGGAAGCAGCCUAAAUGUGAAGUUUUUCUCACGUACCUACAACUCAUUACAAAGGAUUUAAUCACAUUCACAAAGGAAUUGGAAAAACUCUUCGGUUUCUUGAAAACACACGAUGUGGUUGUGACGAAGAAAACAGCAAAUGCUAUACAUGAAUUGGCAUGCCAGCACCCAAAGCUGUUAGAUGUGUCCCUAACUAAAUUAAAACGUCAGGGCAAAUGUGUUUCGUGUGGUCAUCAUUUAGAAAAUGUAUCACUCUCUGAUGAUGAUUUUCAAAAACUGCAGGAUGCAUUUUUGGAAAAGGUUCUAAUACGUAAAGAUGUCUUUCAAAAAUCUACACCAGAAGAAGUGAAACGUUUCGGUGAAUAUAUUGAACGAACUGGUCCAUACGACUGUGUUAUAGAUGGCUUGAAUGUAGCCUAUUCAAUGGGUAGUAAGAAACCGCCACAAGCUUUAGCUAAUUUGUUAGCAUCCGUGGUAAAAUAUUUCAAAAAUCGGAACAAACAUGUGUUGGUUUUGGGACGGAAACACAUGAAUAAAUGGCCCCAAAAGACAAUGCAAUAUGUGAAAGAAAACGCUGCAGUGUUUUUGGCAAAUGAUCUCUCUCAGGAUGAUCCCUUUAUGCUGUAUGCCACACUAAAAAGUGGCCAAACAACCGACUUCUUUUCACGAGAUUUCAUGAGACAGCAUGCGCAUUUAUUGGGUCCCGAUCUAAAAGUCAUAUUUCGACGAUGGCAGCAGGAACAUCAGUAUUCCCUGAUUACACAGACCGAAAGCGGUAAAAUACUUGUCAAAGAGCCAAUACGGCACCUGAUAUGCGCCCACAAAGUUCAACAACAUUGGCAUGUCCCCUACAAACAAGAAUAUGAACAACAUGUACCUGAUAGUUUUGAUAUACCCGAACACUGGAUGUGUAUUAAAAUAAAUAAAUAGAAAAAAAAACAAA